CCGCAGCGCAGCUCGGGAUUUGCCUACAGGUGUCUCCUCGGUUUGACUGUCACAGCAGCCCGGCGGCGGGUGGGCGGGCCUAUCAUUUCUCGGUUUGUCUCCGCCCUGCGCAUCCCGUCCGCACACGAACACUCUCCUUUCUCCUUCCUGCCGGCGAGACGCAUCAACUCUCUCCACUCCGAGCGGGCGCUGCGCCGUUCAAAGGCCGGACAUCGUCUCCUCUCCUCCGGCUGCACACGGAAUCAAGCCGCGGUUCUCAGCGGGAAGCCUGAAGCAGGAACAAUCAUGGCCGACUUGGACAUCCCACAGAUGAAGAGAGAAGUGGAAAGUCUUCAGUAUCAGCUAGCGAUCAACAGAGAGAAAUCCUCCAUCACCGUCACUGAGCUGGUGAAGUGGAUUGAAGGCUGCGUUUGUGAAGAUCCGUUUCUGAACCCCGAGCUGAUGCGAGCCAACCCCUGGGUGGAGAAGGGAAAGUGUGUGAUCCUCUAAUGAUCACACACACACAUCACAGAUGCACACGCUCUAAAGAACCAUGCACUUCCACACACAACCUUGCUGCACUAACUCUUACACUCACUCCCUCUCAGACACAUCCCUGAUUUUAUUUAUUCAGAUUCCUGAAUGCUGGUACCUGACGUGAAGCCCUGUGUGUGUGUGUGUG
Messenger RNA from Nematolebias whitei (Rio pearlfish), 661 nucleotides. Its product is annotated as guanine nucleotide-binding protein G(I)/G(S)/G(O) subunit gamma-13-like. Gene Ontology annotation, cellular component: heterotrimeric G-protein complex. Gene Ontology annotation, biological process: sensory perception of taste; phospholipase C-activating G protein-coupled receptor signaling pathway. Bases 286 to 489 code for a protein of 67 amino acids. The transcript has 3 exons. The record is from RefSeq and is a predicted model, not a curated record. Gene Ontology annotation, molecular function: G-protein beta-subunit binding. NCBI's taxonomy places the organism in Eukaryota, Metazoa, Chordata, Actinopteri, Cyprinodontiformes, Rivulidae.